CGUUGUGCUUCCUUCCAUUGCUGCAAAUUUCAAAAUUUUCUUUCUUUUUAUUUUUUAUUUUUUAAUUUUCUUUUUCGCGCUGGCGUUGCUCAGUUUCGUUCAACUCAGUGAUCUUUUUAUGAUUUGAAGUUCGAAGCUUUCGAAUUUCGCUCAAAAAUUGGGGUUUCUGAUUAGAUGCAAGUUGUGUAGUAAUGCUCGCGCUUCGUGUUGUUACGAUGCAACAGGCAUGGUGGUUCGAGCCCCAAGUUUGGUGCUUAGGGUUUUGAUUUGCCACGCAAUUCGCUGAAUUCAGAGUUUAUGGUACUUUGAUUUAAGUUAAAUGAUAUGAGAGAGGAUAGAUUUCGGUUUCUUUGGAAACAGAAUUAACUGCAAUUCAGCUGAAAUCGACAUUUCGGGUUGGUUGGUUAUUUGCUGAUUUUUUGCAUGGUGUAUGAAUCUUUCUGUUCAGAGAUGCAACCACAGAAAAGCUCUAGACUCGAUUUGGCCGAAUUGAAAGCACAUAUUGUAAAGAAGGUUGGAGCUGAUAAGUCGAAGUGGUAUUUCUAUUACUUGAGCAGGUUUUUGAGUCAGAAGCUGGGGAAGAAUGAAUUUGACAAGUUGUGCUUUCGGGUACUUGGAAGGGAGAAUAUUCCAUUGCAUAAUCGUCUUAUAAGGUCGAUUUUGAGGAAUGCUUGCCAAGCAAAAUCUCCACCACCAGUACAUCCAUCCGGUACUCCGAAAUCGGUAGCACAUGCUACUAACAUAUCUCCUAGUAGACAAGAUGGACAUGAACUGAGUGUUACCAACAUCCAAAGUCAAAAUCAAAAUGCACCCAUUUGGUCAAAUGGGGUUCUGCCAGUUUCCCCGCGCAAAGUUCGGUCCGGAAUGCGUGAUAGGAAGCUUAAAGAUAGACCAAGCCCUCUUGGACCAAAUGGGAAAGUUGACUCUGUUGUUCAUCAACCCACAGCUACUGAAGACAGUGGUAGUAAGGUUGAAAUGGAGAAUGGAACACUUAGUCAAUGUGAUUAUCAAAGGCACAUACAGCAUCUUCAAGCAGUUGCUGAGCUACCUGAGACUGAAAUAGGGGACGCUAUUCAUAGACCUGCUGAAAAAUCAAGAAUAAAUGACAAGGGGCCAACCAAAAUAUCGAUUGUUGAAGAUGGGGAAGAGGUGGAGCAGUUAAACCACCUCAGUUUCUCUAGAGGUUCUCUGACAGCACCGCUUGGGAUUCCUUAUUGCUCUGCAAGCAUGGGUGGGUCCCACAAAGCAGUGCCUGUUAGUAGCAGUGGUGGUUUUGUUAGUUGUUGUGACAGUGGUAGCUUGCAUGAUACAGAUACCUUGAGACGGCGCAUGGAUGAGAUUGCCACGGUUCAAGGUCUUGGUGGUGUUUCUAUAGAAUGUGCGAACACGUUGAAUAACAUGGUAGAUGUGUACUUGAAACGGUUGAUCAGGUCUUGUGUCGAUUUAGCUGGAGCUCGUUCUACAAAUCAGUCAAGGAAGCCCUCUGUCCCAAAACAGAUUCAGGGGAAGGUCAUCAACGGCAUGUGGCCAAAUAAUCAUUCACAUUUGCAGAGCAUUGUUGGGCCGGUAGAACCUGAGCCCGAAAACAGACCACCUUGCUCUGUAUCUUUGCCUGAUUUUAACAUUGCCAUGCAGCUAAAUCCACGGCAACUUGGAGAAGAUUGGCCUCUGUUGCUAGAGAAAAUUUCUAUGCAGUCCUUUGAAAGAUAACUUGUAUUAAAGUUUUUCUUCUAAAGCAAAGGUAGGGUCUGUUCAUUAAGGUUCUGUGUGGCCCAGCCAAGUUUGGCGUUCAUUGGUGAACUUAGUUUUGCUCUCAUUGCGAGGAGGAGCCGAACCAGAUGAGACCCAUGAUACCAUGGGUGACUUCUAGCUCUUGCAGAAUCAAAUGCUGGUUCUGAGUUCUAUUUAAAGGGCUAAUAUGGAUCACAGUUCACAGAUUUAUUUAACUGCAACCAGGGGUGCUAUCAAAUCGAGCCCAUGAUUGGUUGCACUGUUGUAUGUUUAGCAUUGAUGUUGGCUGUAUUCGCCAUAUUUAAAGAUCAUAAGGUUUUUCUUUCUGCUUUGCAGCCAAUGAGAAAGAAAACUCAAGAAAGUUUUGCAGGUAUACUGUUGUUUUAGCUGGGAACAAGGGACUAUGACAUGUACAAUAGCUGAAGGUUUCUCUUUAUGUAUUCUUAGAAUAUGAAGAUUGAUUGAAAUUCAAUAUCAAUAACAACAUUAACAUCUA
Arachis stenosperma is the source of this 2227-nucleotide messenger RNA. RefSeq lists its product as uncharacterized. The record is from RefSeq and is a predicted model, not a curated record. Gene Ontology annotation, biological process: regulation of transcription by RNA polymerase II. The coding region runs from base 424 to 1710 and encodes 428 amino acids. The transcript has 2 exons. NCBI's taxonomy places the organism in Eukaryota, Viridiplantae, Streptophyta, Magnoliopsida, Fabales, Fabaceae. Gene Ontology annotation, molecular function: transcription coactivator activity. Gene Ontology annotation, cellular component: SAGA complex.